CGCAGAACCAUAAAUCGGCCUUAAGAAAAGCGAGCAGCAGCAGAGACGCAGCCGCAGGCCGAGCGGACGAGCUGACACUUGCGGAGCGGGCGAGACACGGCGAGCCACACACGUGCAGACUGUUAGGCUGUCCAGUGAAGCAAUCCCGCCAUGCGUGAAUACAAGCUAGUGGUGUUAGGCUCUGGAGGUGUGGGCAAGUCCGCUCUGACAGUUCAGUUUGUGCAGGGAAUUUUUGUGGAAAAAUAUGACCCUACAAUAGAAGACUCAUACAGAAAGCAAGUGGAGGUAGACGGGCAGCAAUGUAUGCUUGAAAUUCUUGACACAGCCGGCACAGAACAGUUCACAGCAAUGAGGGACUUGUAUAUGAAGAAUGGCCAAGGUUUCGCCCUGGUAUACUCCAUCACAGCACAGUCCACCUUCAACGAUCUCCAAGACCUGAGAGAACAGAUUCUACGAGUAAAGGACACAGAGGAUGUGCCGAUGAUUCUGGUAGGGAACAAGUGCGACUUGGAAGACGAGCGUGUGGUGGGAAAGGAGCAGGGCCAGAAUCUGGCCAGACAGUGGAACAACUGUGCCUUUUUAGAGUCCUCUGCUAAGUCAAAGAUCAAUGUCCUUGAUAUCUUUUAUGACCUGGUCAGACAGAUAAAUAGGAAAACACCAGUGGAAAAGAAGAAGGCAAAAAAGAAAUCAAACUGUGUUCUGCUUUAAAGAUGCCCCCCUCCAGCCCUGCAGCAGCUCUGAGCCAGAAAUGCUGUAAUGAAGAACUGUUGCCCUGAUUGGAACGUGCCAGCAUUCCAACAGCCCUGCCCCCUCCCUCCAUCAGCCUAAAAUGGUGAAUCAGCUGACUGAACUGCUCCUAUUAAAGCCAAGGAUGUCCUACAAGAGAGAGUAAAGAGAAAGACAGUGACAGAGAGAGCGAAGACUCUGGUCUCUUGCCUCCUAGGGCCUUCCUCUAUGUCUCAGUAUCAGUGUGUGAACCCUGUACGGACAGUCUCCACUUCUGCACCAACAAACUGAUGAUGAGUAUGAUGAUGAUGAUGAUGAUGAUGUUAAAACACAACAAAGCUUCUGAAAGUUUCGAGUGUCCAUGAGCUGCCUACGUGGCCAGAGAGCAACCCCCUUCCCCCCCUGCCCUUUUUUAUUUUAAUUUUUGUUCUUUUGACAGUUUAACAAAAUAAAAAAAACUGUUUCAGAAGGAAAGCAAAGUUAGAAUUUGGGUUCAGUAUUUUUCAUCCUUUUCAAUAUCAAUAAUGUAUUUCAAAGACAUGAAAGUUGACUUCUUUAGUUGUAUGAUUAUGAAUAUUCUUCAAAAGCAUGGAAAAAAUGCAUCAUUUAAUACAUGUAGAUGUUUAAGUGAAAAGUGAGAAAUUUUUAUAGCCAUACACCUAUUCUCCAUGCCUGUCAUGUCAGUGAUAAUAGAUCAAGGUCUAUAAUAUGUAUUAUUUUUAUUAUGUAUUUUUCUUUGUUGCCCUGUUGUCCAUGGACUUCUCUUCUGCAAAUAUCUCUCUCUGAUGUGACUUAAUUUUAUACGCAGUCACCGGGAUUUCAUAGCUCCCAUAAUAUAUUCUAAUACCAUUUUUUUUGCAUAAUAAUGCUUCAGAAAAUGGGUCUUUUAUAGAAGAAAUAUGGGGAAAAAUAAGGAUUGAUUUCUAUGUCUCUUGAAGCCAAAAUAUAUUAUACUAAACCAACUCUAAUAA
Molecule: messenger RNA, 1697 nt
Organism: Cololabis saira (Pacific saury)
Lineage: Eukaryota; Metazoa; Chordata; Actinopteri; Beloniformes; Belonidae
Product: ras-related protein Rap-1A-like
Exons: 8
Coding region: 151-708 (185 amino acids)
Biological process (GO): Rap protein signal transduction; negative regulation of synaptic vesicle exocytosis; cellular response to cAMP
Cellular component (GO): plasma membrane
Molecular function (GO): GTPase activity; GDP binding; GTP binding
Source: RefSeq, a predicted model, not a curated record